Molecule: messenger RNA, 4201 nt
Organism: Drosophila busckii
Lineage: Eukaryota; Metazoa; Arthropoda; Insecta; Diptera; Drosophilidae
Gene: MYPT-75D
Product: protein phosphatase 1 regulatory subunit 16A
Exons: 9
Coding region: 1089-3290 (733 amino acids)
Cellular component (GO): cytoplasm
Molecular function (GO): phosphatase regulator activity; protein binding; enzyme inhibitor activity
Source: RefSeq, a predicted model, not a curated record
CAUUCGCCAACUUUUUAUUUUCAAGUGAAUUUUUUGCCAUUGAAAUAUUACCUAUCGAGUAAAAUGUGUCGAGUUUUAUGCGGCAAACGCGAAAUAAAUUAAGAUAAAUUGCAUUAGCAAAUGUUGAUACGCAUGGCUGCUUUUCAGUGUAGAUGAGUAUGUGACUGUGCGUGGGCCGUUUUAAAUAGUUAAUUUGCAAGAGAAAAGGGAAAAUAGACUGCAAAUAAAAAAUAUCAUCUCUUGCAGGCAGUAAAAAUGUCCAUGUGACAACGGAAAGCUGAAAAUAAAAUAACUACACAAGACAUGCGUAGCUUCUAAAAACAUACAUGUUUAAUAUGCGUCAAUGAAAACAAAUUUUUGGCAUCAGUGUGCCGAUUCCUGUUAUAAAAAACCAGUUAGUGCUUAAGCCUCGCCUCUAACUGGACUUUCCAGUGCUGCAUCCGUUUUUGGCGAAAGUUUUUACGGGUGUCCCAGCCAACUGUAGAUCAAAAUAUAAAUAAACCAAAAACGCAUCAAAUUCUUGUGUGAAACGUGAAAGUGUGUGCGUGAUACAGACAACGAUAAAAAUAGUUUUGUUUUUGUUUUUUUGCUAUUGCAAAACAGCUUAAAAACUGUGCUCUAAAACCAGCGAGGCCCAUUUUUAAUAAAUAACUGAGUUUGCUCAGGCCGCCGAAAGGUAUUAAAAUCAACACAUCGAGGAAGAGGUAAAAUAAACGACCACGACGACUUCGAGCGAUGACAGCGCUGCUGCCAUGAGAGUUGCAGCGCAGCUCGGGCGUAGAGCAGCGCAGUACGGGCAGUAAAAGUAACGAAAACACAAUCAGCAGUUGCACAGCAAUUUAAAAAAAUCACAAGUUGGUACAUGACUGACAGCAAUCAAAAUUCAAAGAUGCAAAUUACAAUUUACAUGCAAGCGACAAGGACGACGAGCAACAACAGAAGUAGCAGCAACCGCACAAAGCAACCAACUGCUGAACAAACCUAAGCGAAAAGUGCUCACUUAAACACACAACCCCCUUACAAUAUUAUACAUAUUCAUUUAGAUAUCUUUAACAUAUCAGUUGGUGAGCAUAGACGGCGUCGACAAAAUGAUCAAAGGCAUUUUAAUCCAACGCAAAAACCAGGAAGAUGCCAACUACACCAAACAGCUCAAAAUGGAGCACGCCGACCUCGUGGCCGAGAUGCAAACCGUCGAGAGUCUUCCCACCCAUGAAAGACUCCAGCUGGCCAGACUUCGACGAACUCAGCAGCUGAAACUGGCGCGCCAAAAGGAAAAGGAGUGGAUCAAGUUAGUACGCGCCAAGGUGCAAACUGGCAGUGGUGCUAGCACUGGAGCGGGUGCCGGUGGUUCUUUAUUAAAUGGCGGCGGCGAUACCACUCAUCACUUUCGACACGCCAAUGGCUCCGGUACUGUGAGUGGGCGGCGGCACAUUUCGUUUGAGAACAGUGUAGUGCUGCUGGAGGCAGCUUCCCGGAACGACAUGCCAGAGGUGGCGGCACUGCUCCAGCACGGCAUCACACCCAAUGCGGCCAACGAGGAUGGGCUGACGGCGUUGCACCAAUGCUGCAUCGACAACAAUGUGGAAAUGCUGCGUUUGCUGCUCGAUUACGGGGCCAACGUAGAUGCGCAGGACAGUGACAAGUGGACGCCGCUACAUGCGGCGGCAACUUGCGGUCACCUCGAGCUGGUGCGUAUACUUAUACGCCACAAUGCCAACCUGUUGGCCGUCAAUACGGACGGCAACAUGCCGUACGAUCUGUGUGACGACGAAAAUACGCUCGACUUCAUCGAGGGCGAAAUGGCCCAACGUGGCGUCACGCAGGAGCUUAUCGACGAGACGCGCUCCUCCACAGAGCGUGCCAUGCUCAGAGAACUGACCGAAGUAGCUCGCAUCGGCGGCGACCUCGAGGAGCCAGACUACCAAGGGGCAACGCCGCUGCAUAUAGCAUCGGCUAAUGGAUAUGUGCGUGUAGUGGAGUUUCUACUGGAGCAGCAUGUGAAUGUGGAUGCAAUGGACAAAGAUCUUUGGACACCAGUGCACGCAGCUGCAUGUUGGGGCCAUCUCGAGGUGCUGGAGAUGCUGGCUCAAUGUGGUGCCGAUUUGAAUGUUCGAAAUAAAGAUGAUGAAACGCCCUCAGAUAUCUGUGAGGAUCCGGAGAUACGUGAACGCAUAGAGCAGCUGAAAACAGAGCAGGAGAGCAAACGACUAGCGGAGGCGCAACGACGGCGCGUUCGACGCUCGCAGAGCAACAACACCAGAGCCCAAUCGGUGCGACGCACUAGUCUGCGCGACAAAACGCUUACAACCAAAAAGGAUGCUGUGGAAGAGGCUCGUCUUCGUCUGCAGGCGCAGGAGGCUACGGACUCCAACGCCUCCUCAACGACCAUGCCAACAGCUGCCACUGAGCUGAGCAAUGGGUAUGGCUACCACACAGCUACCACUAGUAGCAGCAGCAGCAGUAACAAUAAUAACAACAACAACAAUAGCGCUGAGAAGCGACCCCCCAAGGCCACCUUAAGCGGACAGCUGCUAACUCACUCCAAGUCCGCCGACGCUGUGGACAAUACAACGACACAUUCCUAUCUGUCGCGUCGUCCGCCUGACGGUCGGGAAAAUGACGAGCAGCUUCUACUCAAGGCUGGGGAGCACUUUGGUGGCGCAAGCAGUGCAACAUCCGCCUCUUCUGUCAUCCUGACGGAGAAGGGAACCGCCGCUAACGCCGAGGCAGUUCAGAUUCAAUCCUCCAAAGACGCCAACAAUGGCAAGAUUAACGUGCAAGUUACCGUCCUAGUAGACACAAACAGCACUCAUCAUCAACAACAGCUUCAGCAGCAACAUCCAAUGCUAGUGCAACAUCAGCAGCAUCAGCAAUAUGUUGCCAUGGAUCCGGCAGCCGUUACUUUAUCUAAUCUGAAAAAGCAACGCUCGCUUUCUCGCACCGCCAACGUGCUUAAUAAUUUUGAACUCCCAUCUGUCACAAGUUCAUCGACAACAGCAGCAACAACAACUAAUGGUUCUGUUUUAGGAGCCGCUACUACAGUUAAUCACAACAACAACAACAACAACAAUAAUUGCAAUGCCAACAACAACAACAAUGGAUCUGGACCAAUUGCAACACAGCCAACUGGCCUGGGCGUCAUGAGCCCCAACAUGCUGGACUUCGAGGCCGGACCGCAUGCAGCAGCAACUGCAACGAAUGCAAGCUCUGUUAAUAAAUUCAGUGGCAUAACUGGCGAUGUCGUCAGCGAUAGCACGAGCUCCAGUCGCAAGUGCUGCGUGCUUAUGUAAGCCGGGAAUGUUGCGACACUAGGGUUAAGCGAAGGCAGCAAACAAACAGGGUAUUAAAAAGGAUUGCCAGCGAGAUUGACAGCCUAGAAGCCUACCAAAAUUUGGGAUCGUGAUGGGAAGGGUGGGGGCCACUAUAGUAAGUAAAUCUAUUUAUGUAUAUAUGUACAUACAUUUAUGCAUGUAUGAAUGUAUAUAUUGUAUGUAUGUAUGUCACACAAAAAGCAAUGUCGGAAAGCCUGGAAGACGAAUGCAAAUUUGCUGGCAAACUAAGUGUCUUUAAUUAGAAUUUUUGUAGAUGAAAUUCAUAACCAUUGUAUCACAGUUUAUAUGUAAGUGUCUGAGCUCAAUUUUAUGAGCUUCAUAUAUGUGAAUGUAUUAAGUAAUAAUAAUUCUAAGCUGCGACUUAAAGGUCAUGGAAUUUUCCUAAGCCACAAUGAUACUAUACAAUGAUUCAAAUUUAUAUAUGCUUACAUACAGAAAUGUUUUAUUUAUCGUUAUGAGAAUUCAUUCGUAUGCACUAGUUUAUAGAUGUUGUGGCAAGAAGAAAAGGCAAAAGUUAUUACUGUACAUUGUUAAGAUCAGUUUUUAUAAUUAGUUCUUAAUGAUUUGCAGAGAUGUAAAAUAUAUGGCAAAGCAAAGUAUUAUGCAAGAGUAUAUAUAACUUGAAUGCUAAUAGUUAUACACAUAUAAAAAUAUUAUUAUAUUUACUGUAUUUAUAGAAUAAAUGGUACUGUAUUAGCAAAAUUUUAGCUAAGCAAGAAAGCAUAAUGAAUGCAGCAAAGCAAUAGAAUAGUUGCAAGCACUCAAGCAAUUAAAAUGUGAACGAAGGAUUUAAUGUAUACACACAUCUAAAUGUCAAAUUGUUUCAAAUGCAUAUUUUGCAGCUUUCCAUUACAAAUAAAAAAACUUAA